Funneliformis caledonium is the source of this 149-nucleotide messenger RNA. NCBI's taxonomy places the organism in Eukaryota, Fungi, Glomeromycota, Glomeromycetes, Glomerales, Glomeraceae. The record is from the annotation of a GenBank genome assembly.
AUGCCCAAUUGCCCCGCCCAUAUAUAUCAUGUGAUCGUAGAUUAUGUGACGACAGUUCUACUACUUAUGGAAAUUGCACCAUCUUUUAAUCAUGUCUACCGUAUAGUACUAACACUAGUAUCCCCUUUGCAAAAUAUCCCUCUUGAAUA